UUAAUUGUAUCAUAUAAAUUCAUCUCCAUGUGUUUCAAUCUUUUACAACAUCGUUUUAUAAUUAUUUUAAAACUUGCAAAAAGAUCUUAACAUAUAUAGAAAAGGAAAGAAUGAGCACAUAUAUCCGCAAAAUAUGCAAUUUCAAGGGGGACGAGUAUGAAUUUGUACGAAUUUUAAUUUGGUAAAAAUGUAGUAGCUGUAAUGUUCAUACAUUUUCCAUAAAAAGAUUCAUAUCCGAAUUGAUCACUGAAAUGAAACCUUAUAUUGAAUCAUUUAACAACUAGUAUAAUUUUAUUAUAUUUCUUGAUUGAAAGAGUCAAUGCUCAUACAUUUAUAAAAGUAAAUAAAAUGGUAUAUUCCCGAACAAAGUAUGUUUUCUAAAAGUUAACUUAUACAACUAAGAUUCCACAUAUUAAUUAAUAUUUACUAUGUUUCAUAUUGUGUCAUUCUAGCAUUAUAUUUUUUGUUUAAUAAAAUGUCAUUUAUAUUUCUCAUGCAAACUUCCAUAUAUAAUCUAUUUCUUACUCUUUCAAACAACCAAUAGAUUUUUAUUUAAAUUAUUAUAUAUUAAAUAAAAAAUAUUAUUAUAUAUUAUUACUUUCUUAAUCCACGUAAAAUGUGUCUAAAUGACACUUUUAAAAACGGAGAAAAUAUGGUAAGAUAUUAUAUUUAACAUACAGAAAAUCUGGAGAGUUACUUUUAUCUGAAAACAUUGUUAAAAAUAUAAAUUAAUAAUUGAUUUAACCAAUUAUUAAAAAAAUUAAGUGUAAUUGAUUGAAUAAUUUUUAGUAAAGUUAAAAUUAACAUAGAGAACUUAAAACAUCUUAAACUAUUUUGAAACAUUAAAAUCUUCUAAAACAUUGUAUUGUAAUGAAAAGAAGGGAGUAUUAGAGAUUUCAACAAUGUAAAAAAAAUCAACAUUAAUUUCUCAAGUUAGAGUCUUUGAAACGUGUCUAAAAUCUGACCCGAAAAAAGGUAGAAAACUAUCACGAGAACUUGUUGUGAGAGUGACUUAAUUCAAAGCAUCUUUAGAAGUUUUGGAAAUCCAAUGCAAUAUCUUCGAGUCGAUUAAGGACCAGAAACAAUUCGAUAACAAUUUUCGAUUAGUUCACAUUUUCAUCAUUUAAUUUAUCUAACUAGAUUUUGGAAUAGUUGAGUUGAGAGUAGAAAAGGAAGGAACUAAUAAGACUAUUGCGUUGGAAGUGGAAACAAUACACAGGCUCCGAAUGGUAACUGCGGUUUGAACAGUGCGAGACAAGCGGUUUAACUGUAGUGCGGUUUUAACAGUUAUAAAAACGUAUAAAUAUAUGAUAUAUGUAGAAAUUUUUGUUACUGUUAACUGCGGUGCGGGGCGGGGCGGUUCGUAACAUUCGAAGCCACAAUAUAAGAAAGCUACGAACUAAAAACACAAAAAAAAAGAAGCUAGUUGCUACUUGGUCAUUGAAACUUUUUGCCAAACCAUCGACUACAUUUUUUUUUUUGAACAACAACCAUCGACUACAUAACAAACCUGAUUUAGUAAGUUUUACUCCAAAUGAUCUAAUACUAAAAGAGUGGCCGAGAUGCACCACAGAUUAAAACCUGAUAAAUUAGAAAACUUCAAUCUUAGACAUCCUCGAUCUUCAUGCGCGACACUCGUGAUUUUUGGUUUUCUUGUAUAAACUAACAUGAGUUAAUUAGUUUUUUGGGGGUAUUAACACUUAGUUAGUUGUGGUUAGGUUUGUUAAGUUUGUGGAUAGAUCAAUACAGCUUUUAGUUGUGUAUGUAAAAACAUAUUCCUUGUCCAAAUAAAUCAUUUUCCCCGCUAGAAGUAUAGCUAGCUAAUUUAGGAUUUAAGGAUUUUUUGUGGAAAGUGGUGAGGAAGGCCAUUCCAGUCAGCUCCAACUUAGCUACUAGAGGAGUUCCAGCCUUCAACUGUAAGUCAUGUGAUAUGGGGGAGGACGAUCUCCAUGUUUUCCUGCAUUGCAAAGUUGCGGAUCAGGUUUGGAGGUUAGCGCCACUGGUAUACAGACCCAUCACCUCCUUUACUUCGAUGGCCUCUUUCAUAGCCGGUGCAAAUCAACUUACCGUUCUUCCCCCCACGGGUGUAUCAGUUCCGCUGUGGCCAUGGAUACUAUGGAAUCUAUGGAAGGCAAGAAACAAGCUCUGCUUCGAAAACAGAGCAUUUUCCGGUAUGGAAAUCAUCUUAAAGUCCAUCUCUGAUGCAAGAGAAUGGCAAGUGGCACAAUACCAUAUACUCCAAACCUCCACGCAAGCUCCUGUAUGCCGAGGUCAGCCUCGUACUACUGCAGUGUUGGAAGCAGUAUCGCGCACUGUGAUAUGCAAUGUUGAUGCAGCAUGGGACGCACUAUCCAGGAAUUGUGGUAUUGGGGGUAUGUUCUCAGGAUGGAGCCCGUGCCCGUCACUGGCCCCUAUUUGCGAGUCCCGCAACUUUGUCUCAUCGGCGUUAAUGGCUGAGGCCCUCGCCAUCCGUUCGGCAGUUAUGUAUGCUGCCUCGUCGAAUGUUAAAUCCCUUAUGAUCCGGUCUGACUCCCUGUCCCUCGUCAAGCUACUGAAGGAAAGAGGCUCGGUUCCAGCUUUGUUCGGCAUUUUAUUCGAUAUCUAUCAUUUUAGUUCUUCCUUUGAUGUUGUUUCCUUUUCGUAUGUACCUCGGUUGAGUAAUGUGCUGGCUGAUUCCUUGGCAAAAUCAGCCCUCUCAUUGCUAAAUUCCUCCGGGAAUGGAGUGUAGACUCUCUCUUUAAUAUUGAAAUGAAUGUGUUUGAUAAAAAAAAAAAGAAAAAAAAAACCCUUUUUUGUAAUGGGACGGAUAAAACGGAAUGGAACAGAAAGCAGGCCCAGAAGCCCCAAUUGAUAAUUCUUUAAAGUAGGCUACAUCCAUAUACUAUAAAGACUUUGAUGAGUUGACGCAGGCUGCACUUCUUAAUGUCUUAGACGAUUGUAAGUUUUUUACUAUAUUAGAUUGUUUCGACACUAGUGUUUUUAUUUGGGCAUCAUCCCAGAACAUUCACUUCAGUGUUCAUAAUGAAAUUGUAUUCCUCAUCUUGUUAUUUCACGGGGUUUCCACUUAAUAUUAAGUGGCAAUAUCAUCUAUGCUUCUUCUAACAAUCUAUAUAGGAACCAAAUUUUAGCAAAAGAAAAAAAAACAAAUUGUAUAGGAUUUAAUUCCAGUCUGGGUGACAUCUAUAAAUUAAUACUUCUCAUACUCUCUUUGUUUUACAAAAAGUAUCACUUUAACAUUUUUCAUACAUUUAAAAAUGAAAUAUAUUUAUAAAUUUAAUAAAUACUGCUUGAGAUAAAUGCAAAAUAUUUAUUAAAUCAAUGUUGUUUACAUAGAAAUUAUAAAAUAACAUUUUUUUGUAUAACAUGAACAAAUUUCAAAAUAAAAUUCUUAUAAAACAGAGAAAAUAUAAAAGAGUGAACAUUAAAUCCAUCGUGUUAAGUCAUAUUUAGUAUUGUUAAACUUAGAUUUAUUGUGAAUUUUUAUUAAAUUAAUUAAUAAUAAUUGAAUUAUAUCGGUUUUAAAUUUAUUAUAUAUAUUAAUCAUGAUUUCAUCUUAAAUUCAAAUUUAUUAUGCUUUCAAAAUAAAAUAAGUGAAUUGAUAAUAUAAAUCAUGUAUUAAUUAUGUCACAUCAAAAAUUAGUUCAUAUUUUCAUAAAUAUACUUUGAUUUAAUGAUUAAAAAAAGGACCUUUGAAGACAUCAGAUUCGAAUAGACAUGAAAGGGUCCUUAUCCAAACAUACGUGAAAAUAUAUAGCCGCACACGGUACACAAUCUCAAAUGUUGAUUAAAGUGCAGCCCACGGUUUAUUGGCAUGUGAACUGUGAACAUUUAUCUCAUCUUGAUGGACAAUGUUUUUUUUCUUGAACAAAGGCUUUUGCUCGACAAUGCUCCCCGCCCCAGCCAUUUGCUUUGUUUUAUAUAAAAAUAUAGUAAUUCUUUAGCUUAAUUUGGUUUUGGAUUUAUGAUGUCAUUCAAAAGAAAUUUUAUCUAGAAGUGAUACCUGGACUGGUCUAUUUUUGUAACCGUUUGAAUUUUAAAGUUAUACGAAAUAAUAAAUAGUGCUAUUUGGAUUUUAUAUAGUCAUUGUUAAUCAUUUGGAUACUUGUUGUGAUUAAAAAAAUUGAUGGAUACGGGCUAACAAAUCUCUAAAUUAAUUAAAAAAAAAAUCUCUAAAUUAAUGUUCUUGGCAAACUAGUUACACGUUUGAAGCUAUUGACUACAUCGUAAGAACCUACAAACUAAUGUCAAGGUGUGCUUAAAAUAAUGUUAUUGGUAUUCUUGCGACUUAUGUUAUGUCGGACGUUUUGUAAUCCCCCGAAAACUUAUGAGCACUUUAUAACCUAUGAAACAUUAUAUUGUAGAAAUAUUUAUGAUCCGUUGCAGAACAGAAGCAUUGGAAUUCAUUGUCCACACUGUUAUGGGUAAUUAUCAUCUUAAGUCCUAACCUAAGAAUCUGAAGAAAAUAAAAAGGUUCAAUAAUAUGUUAUCAGAUGGUAGACACAUCGUCAAUAUAAGAUUCACGUGCGUUACAUGAUUGGAAUAAUCGAGCUACAUUGAUAAUAUGAUAUACUAUAUGGAUAAAUGUAAGAAAAAUGAAUGUAUGGCGCAACUAGUUGGGUUCUGCUGCGCCAUAAAAAGGUGAGAGUUCCAAGGCAAUUGGGCUGAGAUCUCAGAAACCACAAGAAAAAGCUUUGGUUCUUUUGCUGUCUUUGCUUCCUUCCUUGCCACCUCAUCUCUCCCAUGCAAUAUUCACAUUUUUUCUCUUUUUAUUUUUUCAUACAAUUGAUAGUUUUUCUUUAAUUUUUUUUUAAUUGAUAGUUUUGUGGAUGACAAACAAAAACGUAAAUCCCUUGGAAGAGGAGGUUUUGUUAGUAUAUAUUAUCAAUUCCAACGUUUCCAAGAGUAUCUAGAUAGCAUAUAUAUAUAAAAAAUCGACUUCACCUCUAUUUUUUGUUUUGUCUAAAACAGAAAUCAUUAUUUAGAAGAAAAUAACAUAUUUAAUGUUUAAAGGAAAAAGGAAAAAAUACUUUAAAAGCAUACAAUAAAGAAUAAAAUUUAUCUAUAUUAUUAUUUUAAUUUUAGAAAACAACAUAAUACAUUAAAAAUGGUAUAUGAUUAACAUUAAAACCACGAAAAACUUUGUUAUGAUGAACGUAUCUUCAAGAUAUGUUUCUCUUUUUUUUUUGGUGAUACGUGUACUCAGUAUUAUAGAUCUUAUAUUAAUACAAUUCUUGGUUUUUAUCAGAAAUGUCACAAAGAUGAUGAUGAAAUCAUAAAUAUUGUUGCAAUAAACAAGUGUCAUAAUUUCAAUUAUCUUCGAACGGUUUUGAAGAUCAUAUGUUUAUUGCCGGACUACCGUGACUUUUAAUAUUCAUGCAUCAGAAUAAAAAAAUCUUAAGAUAUACGUUGAUAUAAUUUUAAAUCGUAAUGUUAUACUUAGUCAAAAAAAAUCCUACUAUUUUUAUUAAUAUUUUCAAUUUCGUCAAAAACACUUGCCGGAUUUGCGAUUCGGGGGUUAUAAGUAUUUUCCAUCCAAAAAUCUUAAACAUAUUUUCUAUAAUUUAAAGACAUAUAAUUUUGAAAAAAUUAAAAUCUAGACCAAUAUCAAAUACAUGCAGGCAGGUUUGAAAGUAUUAUAUCGACUUCUUAUUUCUUUUUCUUUAAAAGGCCUCCAAUUGCAUGAUUACACAGUAAUUUCAAAUACUAUAUAUUUGUACUCUUUGACUAAAUAUAUAUUUGUAUAUUAAAAUGAGCAUUUAAGGAUUGGAGGAAAAAUGGAUUAUAUAAUGGUGUGAGUUCAGUUUUCUUUUUCUUACCCUAGAAGCAUACAUAAAUAUCUACGGUACAGGUACGCAGUUUAAUAGAUAUUAAUUAUUUAACAUGUGAGUGUUUUCAACAUCUACAUAACUUUUGUUAAAAUAGUGUGUAGUAUUGACCAAAAAAAAAGUGUGUAGUAUCCAAAAUCUAUAAAUGUUUCUAAUUAUUAUUAAUCGGGCAAACUAUUUGACUGACGCCAAGUAUUUUUCAAGAAUGGUAUGAAGACUAAAUGAGCUGUUCAUAUAUCCAUGAGUGGUUUGAUAAAAGCGCAGAUAUAUUUACUUCUGCACUACUCAGUUUCUCUGCAUCUGUAUUUCUGCCCCUCCAGUGGCAGCAGCUAGCAAUGCAUCUGCAACACUCUCCGAGUGCGCAAAUUAAUUUAUUUUUUUCUAUUUCAAAACCCAACUAAUAAAGUUGUUUUAACAGUUAAAAACCCAACCAAUAAAUUGAUUUUAGCCGAUUCUUUGAUUUAUCAAUUAUGUGUGGACUGUAGGUUUCGAGUAUACAACCGUUAACUCUAUAUGUAAUAUCAGUUCUGAUUUCUAAAAUAUCUGAAAACAUAAACCCUUUCUAAAUAUAAGUAGUUUUAGUUAAAACAUCAGUUUUAAAAAUUUGUUAGUUUUCAAAAAGUAUCAUUUAAUGUUUAAAUUCAACAACCAUAAAAAAUAUAUAUAUUAUUUUAUUAGUUACACAAUAUUCAAUAAAUACAUUUCUUUGAAAUUUGAAAACAAUGUAUAUUUUGAAACAAUUUUUUUUCUUCUAAAAUUACUUACAUUUAAACGAAAAGAGUAAAAUAUUUGGCAUACUAUGAAUUGAAUGAAAAUAAAUACAGUAGAAUCUCUAUAAAUUAAUACUCGAUAAAUUAAUAAAUUUCGCCGGUUUCAGUUUGGACCGAUUCAAAAUUUGACACAAAUCGAUAAAAUAAUAAGAUAAUAUUUUUUUAGAAAAUUUUAUGUAAAUAUAUGGUCCAUUAAAAUUAUAAAUUAAUAAUUUAUAUGUAUACAUAUUUUAUAUAAGUAAUAACAUAUUAUUAUAUUGUUUGCUUUAUAUUCAUAAUUGAAUUAUCUUUAUAUAUUUUUAACACUUAAUCUUUUUUUGAUGAGAUUUAGUAAUUUUAUAUCUAAAACCAUAUUUAAGUUCUGUGCAAUAUAACUUAGAUACACCAAAUAAUAUAAUAAAGUUAAUAUAAAUAUAAAUUUCAAAAAAACAAUUAAUUUUUAUACACUAAAAUCAUAUAUUUUUCUUAUCUUAAAAUAAAUAAAUCUUAAAAGAAGAAGUCUAAGAAAUGUUUUGUAAAUUAAUAUCUCUAUAAAUUAAUAAAAUUUUAAAAUUCCAACGUCAUUAAUUUAUAGAAGUUCUAUUGUACUAGUAUUCAUAGGUAGAACUUUAGUUCCAUUUCUAAAGUAAGACGAGAGCUUGAUUAAAAAUUUAUUAUACUUUAUACAGCUGUUUAACAAACUAUAACUAAAAUCUUCUCUAGUAUAUUCUAUGUUUUUUACUUUUGAAAUAGAAUAACUCUAAAAUAGAGAUAAAUUUUCUCUAAUGUAUUUAUCUAUUUUUUAUCUCAAAAAAUAUUUUUUUAAAAAUAUAUUAAAUUUUACGACAAGUACCUUUAUUUAUGAGAAAUGAUAAUUGACUUUAUUUACUUAUAAAAAAAAUUUCAUACAAUUAUAACUUUGUUUAGACUAAGAUGUUCCUUAAAUAUUAUUACGUAAAUCAAAAGUGUGAUUCUAUUUUUAAAUAAUGUAUUUUAAAAAAAAAAGUUGUCUUGGUUAUAACCAUAAAAGUUUAAAAGUUAAAGAACUAUUUUAAAAAUAAAAAUAUGACUUUACAAUAAAGAUGAAAAUAGCUUAAGAGAUGCUAUAAGCUAAAUUUAACAUCACAAUUAUAGAAACUCUAUUAAACUUAGUAAAUUAAAUGGAUGUUUGAGACUUAUAUAUGGAUUGUCAACAUGGAUGGAUCUGAGAUUUAAAUAUAUAUAUAUAGUUCAUGUUAAUUUUAAGAAAAAGGAAUGUUUUAUCCGACUAUUUUCAGAACCGGGUUGAUUAUCAACACAAUGAUUAGAACUAUUGAACUAUGUGAAGUUUAUAACACCAAUAGAUGUUUGGCCUCGUUUUUGUAGACUUGACGUUCAACAUCCCAGCUUCAAUCAUCUUUCCAUGAUAAUCUAGUUGCAAGACGGAACGAUUGAUUUGUACUUGGCAUACAAUUCGUUUUUGUGUUUCUUCUUGUAUAAGCUUUUUAUGUACCUUAGUGACAACAACCAAAAACAAAACUUAGUAAAUAAUAAUAACAACAAAAAUGUCAUUGGUGGGAAAACAAAUGGGCUAAGUAAGUAAAAAGAAAGAAGUGAGAAUGAAGAGAGUGUAAGUAUAUAUAAAAAGAGAAGCACCGCCCUAAUCCACCAUUCACAACCGUGACAUUCAAACACUCUUCAGUCUCUCUUCCUUCUUGAUUCGUCCUCUCAAUUUCUUUAAUCCAUUUCUCUUUCCUUUCUUCUUCAUCUAUGGACCCUUUACCUUCCCAACAACAACAACAACAACAACACAAUCUUGACGAUAGUAUCCAACAAACCCUAACCCACAAUCCUCAAACCGAUUCCACCGACUCAACCUCCUCCGGCCAACAACGCAAACGUAAAGGCAAAGGUGGUCCCGACAACUCUAAGUUUCGUUACCGUGGCGUCCGACAAAGAAGCUGGGGCAAAUGGGUCGCCGAGAUCCGCGAGCCACGUAAACGCACUCGCAAGUGGCUUGGUACUUUCGCCACCGCCGAAGACGCCGCACGUGCCUACGACCGAGCCGCCGUUUUCCUAUACGGGUCACGUGCUCAGCUCAACUUAUCUCCUUCCUCUCCUUCAUCAGUCUCUUCUUCUUCCUCCACCGUCUCCGCCGCUUCCUCUUCUCCUUCUUCCUCAUCUUCCUCCACUCAAACCCUAAGACCUCUCCUCCCUCGUCCCUCCGCCUCCUCCUCCGCCUCAGCCUUUGGUCAUUACGGUGUGCCUUUUACCAACAAUAUCUUUCUUUCUGGUGGGACCUCUAUGUUAUGCCCUAGUUAUGGUCUUCUCCCUCACCAACAACAACAACAACAACACAAUCAGAUGACGCAAGUGGGACAGUUCCAUCACCAACCGUAUCAGAAUCUUCACUCGUUUAAUAACAAUAAUAAGAUGGGUGAUGUGGAGCUCACAGAUGUGCCGGUUGCUAAUUCGACGUCGUUUCGUCAUGAAGUGGCGUUAGGGCAAGAACAAGGAGGAAGUGCUUGUAAUAAUACCAAUUAUUUGAUGGAGAAUAUGAAUUCUCUAACUGGCUCGGUGGGUUCGAGUCUAUCAAUAUCCACGGCCGUUGUUGAUCCGGUUAGUUCUAUGGGUAUGGAUCCGGGUUAUAAUAUGGUUGGUGAUGGAUCUGCUACGGGUUGGCCUUUUGGCGGAGAAGACGAGUAUAGUCAUUGGGGGAGUAUGUGGGAUUUUGUUGAUCCCUUCUUGCUUGACUUUUGAUCAUAUGGCAUCGAUUAGGAACCCUAAAGGUCGGUCAAGAACAUUAAAGAUUCUGAGGAUUCAUUUUUGAAAGGAAUCAAGGAGAUUACACUCGAUGAAGAGCUUUGCAUGCACAAGUUUGGAGGAUUUUUUACAUAUAGAUAAUUAAGAGGAUGUUUUUACUGCUUUGAAGAUUUUUUUAGUAUAUUUUCAGGGAAUUCGUAAAGGAGAUUACGGUUCCAAUAAAGUAUAUACAUAUGUGGAAGAGGAGGAGAACGGUGGGAAGUUUUAUGCGAGUUUAUUGGUUCAACACUUCAUAGAGUGCCUCAUAGGAUGAUAUUUUCGAUUUUGUUUGACUUUCAGAGGUUUAUAUAUCUCAUUUUAUCUCUGAGAGUUUUAUUUAUUUAUGUGUACUCUUUAAGUUUGAAUUAUAUAUACUAUAAUAUGAAUGAAGGGAAAAUAUGAGAGAACACGUUUCCGAGGAAAGGUCACCUCCGGAUGCAUAUAUUGUUUUGUUUGUAUAUCAUCGAUAGUAUACUAAUCGAUGAUCAUUUGCUGUCGAUGGAGGGUUUGUAGCUAAAAUAUACAAUAUAUAUUUAAAUAAGUUUUGUAAGCUAUAGUUAUGUUGCUUGCAAAUCAACAAUGUGUGUUUUAAUUAUUUUCUUUUGUAGAAUCAGUGUUGUAGAAUACCGUCAUGUAUUAUAUAAUACUCGUUUGUAAGUGUGAUUUUGAACAGUUUCUAGUAUUUGAUAAGAAUUACUAUUCCAAGUGAAAAGAAACUCCUAUGACUAUAAUUUUCUAUUAUGUGUAGAACAGUUACAUGGAUAUAAACAGAUACCUACUUUGUUGCUUAUUUAUGAUCGCAGCGCACCAGGUCAUCAUAUUGGCCAUUACAACUCCAUCACUGCUGAUUCAGUUCCAAUGGUUGCAAUGAACUGUUAACUCUUCAAAGUUUAUGGACUUGAUUUUAUCAUAGCUCUCUCUGUGACUUCCUUGUGUAUUUGGUAUUAAAGCGUAUUAUAAUUUCUUUUCUCUAAUCGAACAAACAAAAUAGUUCUUUCCAUGUGUAUCUUUUAGCAAAGGUUUUCAUCAUAUGUUGUUUUAUUAUUGAGAUGUAUAAUACUAGUAGUCAACACUGCUAGAAUUAUACAAGAGAACAACUCGUUUAUACAAACUUACACCAAGCCGGCUAUCAAAUAUGUAAAGACACAUAUUUCAUAUAAGGAUGACAAAGCCCAAAAACACCAGAGCGAGCUAAUUAAGAAAGCUAUUUUCUCUCCAAGCCUUUGGUUCUAUAUCACUCAUGUCCAGUUGUCUUAGUAGAUUCUGUAAACAAUGAUUCUGCUUAAAAGCAAAUAAAUUCUAGUUGGCAAAAGAAAAAUUUCUAGCUUAGAAAUUAAUUAACAAUCAUUCUUCUAAUUUCUUUAGAGUUGGGGAAUAUAUUAGCGUUAAGGCCCAAACGCUUACAACGUUAAGGCCCAAACAUCUAGCUAGGGUUUUCAAGGGUAUGGUAUAUAUUAGCAGUGACGCUUCAUUUCUUCUCUUGUUACCGUCACCGUGAAUCCGCAUUUUGAGAAAAAAGUGUCUUCACCAUGAGAGCCAAGUGGAAGAAGAAGCGUAUGAGGAGGUUGAAGAGGAAGAGACGAAAGAUGAGACAGCGAUCUAAGUAGACAUAGAGAGAUUCCAAGUCUUUUCAAUCUGCUUCCUUGUUUCUGUUACUUUCCCUAAGUACUUUUGUUUGAUCUUGCUUCAGUUUUAUCUUUUCUUGGCUUCGUUCUUGUCGGAUUUGUAUGGAUCCUACAUUAAUGUUAAAGCUUUAUCUAUCUAAUCACAUUUUCACCAGUUUAA
Brassica rapa (field mustard) is the source of this 11140-nucleotide messenger RNA. RefSeq names its product ethylene-responsive transcription factor ABI4. Gene Ontology annotation, molecular function: transcription cis-regulatory region binding; DNA-binding transcription factor activity. The record is from RefSeq and is a predicted model, not a curated record. Gene Ontology annotation, biological process: response to stress; positive regulation of DNA-templated transcription. Gene Ontology annotation, cellular component: nucleus. Lineage: Eukaryota; Viridiplantae; Streptophyta; Magnoliopsida; Brassicales; Brassicaceae.